Brassica napus (rape) is the source of this 2869-nucleotide messenger RNA. RefSeq names its product receptor-like protein 5. Lineage: Eukaryota; Viridiplantae; Streptophyta; Magnoliopsida; Brassicales; Brassicaceae. The transcript is spliced from 4 exons. Bases 658 to 1776 code for a protein of 372 amino acids. Gene Ontology annotation, molecular function: protein binding. The record is from RefSeq and is a predicted model, not a curated record.
AAGAAAACUAAUUAAUUUUAGGUUACAGUGAAUUAUUGGAGAGGUAUAUAAGCGUGAGUGCUAAACAAGGUAAACCUUGGUUGGGUUUUUGCCAUAUUUGAAUUAUAUAUUAUUCAUUAAAUAAACUUUCCCUCCUAUUUUCUAUUUUGAGCUGCACUCUACUCUGCCUCACUCUCUUUCUUUAUCUCUCACUCUGUUUCUCUUUCAGACAUUUGAUUCUUACUAAUUCGAAAAUUCUAAUCUUUCCUUUCCGGGAAAAUCUCAGAAACGAAGAGGAUCAAACGAUCGUAAAACGAGAAUCCCACGAAACGAAACCGCUAGAAACUAAACAAAACUCUAUCUCUCCACCUCUGGCUAAUUGCUUAUCACAAGCUUACUAAAGCAGAAAUUGCCAAAUCAAACUUGGUUUCUGAAGAUCGUGUAGAUUAAAGUUUCGGUCUUUACCAUCUAGGAAAAGUCUCGUUAGAUCUGAGAAGCGAAUUGCCCAUCUCGAAAGUUUUAAGCUUUACGUUUACGUUUGCAACUGGGUUAACCGGCUGGUUACGGGUAAUAUUGUUGGUUUCCACGGCGGCUAGGAGCUCCGGGGCUGUUGUUUAUAGAUGAUGAACGGUGAGGAUCGAGGAGGGUGGUGUCGUUCUGGUGAUUGUUUCACAUUGAAUGGCAGAUCUUGUGUCCUGCAGUAAUGCCGCUGACCACAACCUUGAACAAGAAAGAUAUUCGGGGAUUGUCUUUCAGGGAUUGGGUUUAGGAAGCAAGUUCCCAUUAUUCAACCGCUACCAACAACCAAGUUUGACACGAUUCAUUCAGCUGAAGUGUGUUGGACAAGGAUCAGGUAGUCCACAACCGCCUCUGCUCCUACCAUACUCCGUUCGAGGCUACAAUAUGGGAGAGGCGAGAAACAUUCUCGAGCUAUCUUCUUCUCAAUCAGCGCCAACUACGAGGUCUGAAGGGACAGAUGUGUCCUUUCUGAUGGACCCUCCUCCUCAUCUUUCUACUCGUCUUUGUCAUAUCCUUCGAAGACUGCUAGGAUUACGGAUGAGGCGCUUGCUGUGUACUGCUGCCUUGUUCGGCUCUGUGGCUGUGGUGAAGGCCCGUUUGAGUCCAGAGAGCAGCACCGACAACAGAGUUGAUGUUCUGCUUUCAGUUAUGGGGGAUUUUGGCUACAGCCACUUACUUUCUCAGAACUGGAACGGGAGUGAACCUUGUGAGUGGUAUGGGAUACACUGCAUGGACGGUCAAAUCAGGGGUAUCACUCUGUCGUUCAUGAACUUGACAGGCAGUAUCUCCAAACGGUUUGCAGAUCUUACAUCUCUAUAUUCGCUGGAUCUUUCCUAUAACAAGCUUACUGGUACCAUCCCAUUAGAGCUCACCAGGAUGAAGCUGAUUAGGAGUUUGGAUCUUUCCUACAACCAGCUACACGGGAAAGUUCCACAUUUCAAGACACUAAUUCCAGACACUUCAGGGAACCCAGAGAUUCUGAGCGAUGCUCCUUCACGGGGAGGUAACCAUAUCCUCGCCUGGGUACUUCCUGUUGGUAUUGGGUCUAUUGGUAUUCUGAUCGGAGCAGGCAUCUGUUUCUUUCGGGCUUGGAAGAGGAACCGAUCUGGUAGAGCCAGUCAGCCAGCAGAGAACGAGAUGGUGCCACAGUCUCAGCAGAACGAGAUUUUGGAGUCUGGGAACAAUGCUUUUUCACUGGAAAUUCUUCGGGAAGCUACGCAAGACUUCAGCUUUUCAGUCGGGAAAGGGGGGUUGGAUCUGUAUAUCAGGGAAAGUUGAAAGAUGGAAGAGAGAUUGCGGUUAAGAAGAUUGACGUUGCUGAUGGUAAAGGCUACGGUUUGUUUGACGCUGAGCUAAGUGUUUUAUCGAGAGUUCGCCACAGAAACAUUGUGAGCCUUCAUGGGUACUGCAUCGAGGGAGACGAGAGACUGUUAGUCUAUGAGCUGAUGGCACAUGGUGCGUUGAGUAAGCAUCUCCGGAAGGAAGGCAAAGCGGAACGAUUAGAUUGGAGUCGUCGCCUUGUUAUUGCAUUGGAUGUGGCUAGAGGAUUGGAGUAUCUCCAUACUCUAGCUAGUCAAAGUCAAAUAUACAUCCACCCAGACGUGAAAUCCUCAAAUGUCCUUUUGGGAGAAGAUUUACGAGCAAAGAUUGGAGACUUUGGUUUUGCCUGGGCUACAACAGAAGACAGAGAACCCAUAGAUACCAAGUGUGUUGGAACUCCAGGUUACACGGCACCGGAAUACUUUGGUAUGUCUUUCUUAUUUCCAUCGUAAAUAUCUAUAACCCUAUAUAUAUAUAUAUAUAUACUAGGGUCGGCCCGCCCUACGAGCGAAAUAUAAUUUACUUGUGAUUUAGAUUAUUAUUUUUUGUAUAAUUUUGUGGUUUGUGUUUUAGGUUUGUAUUUCAAAGAGAUAUGUAUGAUACACUACAAAAAAUUAUAUUUUAUCACAUAAAUAUAAUCAGAAAAAAAAUGAUAUAUUAAUCUUUGUUAAGCAAAUGAAAAUCAAUUAAAAGAUAUAUUGUAUUUUCAUAUACAUGUAAAAAAUUGCAGUUUAUUCUAAAAUUUAAACAAUUUUAAUUUUUACUAUUGUUUCUGUUGGUCUUAUUAGAAAUUGAAGGUUUGAUAAAUUAAUUAAAAAAAUAUAUAUUUUUUUCAUUAAUGAAAUUAUUUUACAUUUUUAGUGUUUGCUAUAUUUUUAUUAUAAAAGCAAGUGAAAUAAAAAUACUUGUCACUGCAGUUGAAACACAAUACAUAAAUUAUGAAUUAUUUUUCAUUCUUAUAUAUUUGUUUUUGAAUGUGUUGGUACUUUUUAUAUAUUUUUAAACCUAUUGAUUUAGAUAAUGUGAAAAAUGAAUCAAUUUACAAUUUGUU